Drosophila erecta is the source of this 769-nucleotide messenger RNA. RefSeq names its product keratin-associated protein 5-1. Lineage: Eukaryota; Metazoa; Arthropoda; Insecta; Diptera; Drosophilidae. Bases 139 to 396 code for a protein of 85 amino acids. The record is from RefSeq and is a predicted model, not a curated record. The transcript is spliced from 2 exons.
GCUGCCAGUUGUUCAUUCCAUUCGGGCCUUUCAAACAAAUCGGAAGUCCAUCCAAAAAACAUAAAAAAAAAACACCAAUUUUUUUUAUAGAAAUUUAAAGGCUGAAUUCCAUACAAAAGUGUCAGGAUUUCAGUAAGCAUGGACGGCUUCUACUGUAACAGCAACAACAACGGUUGCAGCUGCAACAACGGCGGCUACUGCGCGCCGAGUGCGAGAAGCGGCAACUGCGGAUCAUGCGGCAACUGCCCCGGUGGCCAAUGCCCCCGAAUGGAGGCGGGCGGCGGCGCGCGAGGUCGCAGCCAGCCGGGUUGUCCUGGCGGCAACUGUUGUGCCGGCGGACGUUGUCCGGCCGGAAAGUCGCGCUGUAAUCCGGACUGGCAGUAUGGUGGACGCUAGCACCAAAGAGUUGGCGCUUCCCAGCCGCGUAGAUUGAACGCCAUCGAAUGGACUUCCACGCUCAUCUUACCCGAAUAGCUGCACACCAGAACCAGAUUAGCUGAACACCAUAUUCCAUCCGAAUCGAGAGGAAGUAGAUCCGCUGGGGAACUCGGACACUCGCACACUUGCAUAUUUCCAUCAUCGCUGACGAGCAACAAAAUUAAAACAACACAUCAAAGUGGAAGGGUGUGUAUUAGUCUUUGGAGGAAAUGUGCUGAUGGGGAUAGAAAAUGGUUUUCCUUUAGAAACAUUCGGUAACUAUCUCUUACGUUCAGUAUGAGGUGUAUGUUAAAUAAAAAUGCUUCAUGGUGUGUUAACAUAGCUCAUUUUA